GGUGUGAACUCUGUACUUUGAUAUGUUUGCAAAUUGGAUGCUAUGUUCAGUCUCAAGUCAAACCAAGAUGGCGGGAUUUGGUUAGAUCUUUGUUGUGGAAGUUUUUCAAGGCCUCCUAUCAGCACUUGAUCAAGGAACGAAGCUUUGCAUUCAACACGGGCCAAAGAAAAGCAGUCAAGGAACAUCAUGAUCCGCAUUGCUGCGCUGAACGACAGCUCCAGUGAUGAGAGCGACUCUGCCCCUCAGCUGGACACCACCAAGGAGGCUCGGGAGGCAGAGGCCUUCGCUCUGUACAACAAGGCACUGGGGAUACAGAGAUCAGGUAACCAUGCAGCAGCAGCUGAAGUGUACCAGGCAUUGCUGGAUUCCAGCCUAGUGAAGGAGGCAGAACCACUGGCAGCAGAUGGAGAACCCGAGGGGCUCAUCCACCCAGGUUUGCUCCUGAAGUACUCGGCCCAUAAGAACAUGGCAGCCAUGUUGGCGCAGGACGGUAAACUGGAGGCGGCCAUGGAGUCGUACCUAGAGGCUGUGAACCUGGACAGUUCUGACGUGACGGUGUGGUACAAGAUGGGGACCGUGGCCUUACAGAUACACAACUACUCACUGGCCAAGUACUGCUUCGAAUGUGGUUUAACCUGUAACCCAAAGCACUGGCCCUGCCUUGACAACGUCAUCACCCUCCAGUAUGCCCUGAACUGUUACGAGCACUGCUUGGACACCAUCUCACAAGCCUUGGAACGUGAACCCCACUACGCAAAAGGCCUGGCCUUCCGCAACAAGAUUUUUGCAGAAUACCCAGACUUCCGAAAGGAUGCCCAACAGUUGUUCCGACUGUGUGACCCGUGUAUAGACACUGCAAAGGUUGAUGAGGAGGAGGCUAAACAGUUCAUCAAAGAGGCUCUGGACAUGCGUGAGAAGCGGCGAGAACUGAGACGCAGACCCGAGGAUCCUGUCGUUCCCUUCUCCAAACCGCUGACAUCCAUAACCUGGAAAGCUCUCGGAGAGAGUUUGGUGGCGACAUAUGAUUACGUCAAGACUGCUGAGAAACCAGUGACGAUUGGUUGUCGGGUUGACGUGACUCCAUACUUGGGAUCGUCCGCUAGUCGGGUGACGUCAGCGCCGGAAAUAAGAAGCCCCGGGAGUGAGGUAACGGUGUCCUCAUCCGUUACCGUCCAGCCAACAGCUCCCAUUCCUGUUGUCACUGCUAGUGCUUCAGGCAUACAAACAGGGCCCAUUCUGCAGCCUCAUGUCAUUGUACCUGCAACAGGCACUCAAGUGGUCACCCUGGGACAGACCUCAGAACCAAGGCCCCCUCCCGAGGACCCGUCCCUACCCAUGGACGUUGAUGGAGCCAGUCCUCAAGCCAAGCGGGGGCCGAAGCGGAAACGCAUGGCACCUGAUAGUGACCUGUCUGCAAAGAGGCGUUCUCAGAGAGUUAGGAACACCGGUAAGAAGAAAGAAGAGACGAUCAACUUUCAAGAGCUUCUUCAAAAUUAUCUGCCAUCCAGCCUUCAAGUAUCAGAUGAUCUAACAGAGGAGGAUGCCAGUAGUCAGGAGGCCAGCAGUCAGGAGGAGACAGUAGUCAGGACGGCACCUCUGGAGAGGAUGGAUCUCCUACAGAAACUGUCGGGCAACAGGAGCCCGACUUCUUAUGUACUCACAGAGCAGGUGGAUGUUCUGGAGUUCCUGAGGAAGCACGAAGUGAACAGUGGUGUUCUCCACCUGAUGAACAUGUACAUUGUGUCCAUGGCACAGCGCUUCUACUCCAAGUGGCCCCAGGGACAGCCUGAUGUGUUCCUGCAGGUGUUUGAGAGGGUGCGGAACCACAUCGUUCUCCCCUCCGUUUUCUACCGUGACUACGACAAUGACUGGAUCCUGCAGAAUGGCCUGGCUGCGCUGGUGUACGCAGAACUGAAGCUGGACCACUGGCUGGGAGUCAAGACUAAACCCUCCGUAGCACCCAGGAACUCACCAGGGAAGAGCCUGGCUGCUGCCCCAGCCCACUUGGGUCCAGACUUCCCAGGGAAGCAUUACGUGGCAGACAUGUUCCACCUCACGGCCAUGACGGCCUGUAGGGACAUCCUGGAGGACGGCUGGCUGGAGUUCGCCAUCAGAGUGUACUGGGUGAAGGCACGUUUCCUGAUGAUCCAGAGUGAGAUGGAACAGGCCCUGGAUGCCUUCGACAUCUGCACCAACCUGCUGGCCAUGCCCAAACCUGGUUGUGAGGAGGGCCAGCAUGCUCCUGUGGUGGUGUCCCUCCCCAACUGUCGUCAGGACCAGAGCAUCACGAGGGACACGGUACAGAAACAACUGGAGUCUCUGCAGAGAUGCAAGUCCCUGGAGGAGGUACAGAGGCUGUAUGAAGCAGGAAGUUACCAGCUUGUUGUGGAGGUUCUCCUGCCCACCCUGAAACAGGCUCCAUAUAAGGAGGGGAAAGUUGUGGAGGGGGUGACAGAGCGCCCAUCACAGCUGCUCUUACUGCAGGAAUCUCUACUGAGGCUGUCCAACUAUGAGCAGUGCCUGGUGUGUGGUGAGGAGUCAGUACAAGAGGCUGUGCAGCAGUGGCAGGCAGAGUACAGCAGCUCCAGCAAGGAGCAGUGGGGCAGCAUGCUGACGCAGCUGUUCACUGGGCUGGACAGGGCCAUGUCCAAGGAGAAGGACGUCAUCAAGAUCCUGCCCUCCCACCGACUGGCCCGCCUCACCCAGAACCUCAUCAAGGUCAUCGACCUGGUCAUGGCCACGGCAGAGGGAUCUGAACCCACAACCUCCACCGUCCUGCCCUGGAUCCUACUCUACAGGCUCAUCAAGUAUCAGGAGGAGCACAUCAAGUCCCUUCAGGAUGAAACAGGCAGUGUGGCCAUGGAGGUGGACGUACCAUUGUCAGUACAGGAGGAGGGGGGAAAACAGGUGGAUGCUGCUGCCGGGGAUGGAGCCAAACAACAGAGCAUGCUGCCGUCAUCCCUCAUGCUGCUCAACACCUCACACGAAUACCUGGGCAGGAGGUCCUGGUGUUGUAACAGCAAUGGUCUGCUUCUGAAGUUCUACGUGACAGUUCUGAAUGCAGAGCUGAAAGGUCUGGCUGAGAAGAGCAACGCCAAGUCUCUGAAGGAGCACCUGGAGAUGUCCCUGGAACAGUGCUACUACUGCCUGUACGGACACCCUAACAAGAAGGCCAAAGCACGCCAUCUUAUGGAACAUGAGUCCCCACAGGUGCCUUUGACCUGGGAGGAUGUAGAGCCUAUGUUCGAGUUCUUCAAACCCAAGGUCAUCCCGGAGUUUGACAGCUACAAGACCAGCACGGUGUCUGCCGAGCUGGAACACCUGCUGAGACGCAUCGUGGCGCUGGUUCCGACAGAUCCCAACCCCGCCAACACGACAGAGUCGGUGGUGGCGUAUAUCGAGGGUCAGAAGGACGACCCUCCAGCCAUCCCCAGUGAUAGACCCAUCACUCUCCCUGUGGUCAGGGAACUCUUCUAUCUACUCGCAGACUACUACUUCAAAAACAAGGAGUCCAGCAAAGCCAUCAAGUUCUACCUGCAGGACAUCUGUGUGUGUCCUGACCGUCUGGACUCCUGGGCAGGCAUGGCGCUGGCACGGAGCAGCCGCAUCGAACAGAAACUCAACUCACAGGAACUCAAGAACGAAGGGCCCAUCCACAAACACUCCAUCGCUGCACUAAGGUGUUUCAAGCGAGCCCUCCAGUUGGACAACUCCAAUGUGUCCCUGUGGAUCGAGUACGGGUCCCUGGCCUACUGGCUCCACUCACACGCCUCGCGACAGCUCAAACAGCGGAAGGAGAUCACGCUGGCGCCCGAGAUUGUCCAGCAGAUGGUCAGCAAGAAGGCGGAGAUGCUGUCCAUGAGCGAGUACUGCUUCAGUCAGGCCAAUAAGAUAGAAGGAGAUGGUGAGGAGGAGGAGUGGCUUCAUCACUACAUGUUGGGGAAGGUGGCGGAGAAGCGAGGCAACCCUCCGCAGGUCUACCUGGAACACUACCGGCUGGCGGCCGUCUACCUACACGAGGACGAGGCCCGCUAUCCUCGGAAGAUCCACUACCACAACCCGCCCGACCUGGCCAUGGAGGCACUGGAGGUCUUCUUCCGCAUCCACGCCUCCAUCAUCAAGUACAUCCUGAAGGAACCAAGUAAUCCUGACUACGACCUGCUGGAGAAAUACAUCAAGGAAGCAGCAGAGAGCCCGUUUGCUCUGGGUAAAGAAAAGAGGGAGCGACAGAGAGACCGGGAGAGUGUGGGGAGUGCAGCAGAGUCCUCCAGUCAGGAUGGCCAGGACUCAUCAUCCUUAUCUAAAGUAACGAUGGCUACGUGUAGCACAACCCCAGGAAGCACCCCUACCUCUCCCACAUACACCGCCACUCCAGUCGACCACGACUACCUCAAGCACAGGGACAUUCGACGCUUCGCAAAGAUCGGUGAAGCCAAGGUGGCCCAGGACUCGGCAGGCUUGGUGCAGGUACCGGGGACUGUAGCUGCCAGUGUGGUCACCACAUCCACUGUGUUCACUCUGUCUUCUACCACAGUGGUGGUCUCUUCAGCUACAGCUCUGCUCAGAAGUAUGGCUGAAAAGCAUACGGCAGAGUCUACCCCGGAGGGCAGCCGGUCUGUCGUGGCAGCCCUACAAAUAACCACAACAGACGAUAGUGUCCUAACUGCACAGCAAAGUGCUGGUCCUUCUGACGAGUUCGGUGCACCUUUACAGGCAGACCAAGAAGGUGAUAUGCCUACUGCAGACAAAGACCAACAGCAAACAACACCACAAGAAACAGAGGUGUUAACUGACACUCCAGUCAACCCUGCAGAUCCAUCUAAACCACCUGGAGAUGGACAGACUGAAGGACACGUUAUCACUGAUCCAGUGAUGCAGACUUCACCUACUGAAGGAAAGACUAUCACUGAUACUGUGGUCCAACCUACACCAGUGUUAGAGUCAGCCACUACAAGCAAAGCUGAGAAACAGGAAGAAGAAAAGGGGGUGUCACCAGAGGGGCUCAGCAGCAAGAAAGAGAAGGACAAUGAGGAAGCGAAGGAAGCAGUGAUGACCCAACCUUCAACACCUGUCAGUGAUGUUGGUGACGUUUGUGUCAGUGAGGAAGAAAAAGGAACUCCAACACUUGACAGCAAAGAAGAACUUGUACCUGACCCCAAAGAGGAGGUGGAGAAAGUUGUCAAGACAGACGAAGAGAAAGUUAAGAAAAGUGAAACAGUUACACCUGACACAGAUACUCAUGAAAAGGUGUCAGAAUCUGAUGUACAGAAAGCAAUGGUAGACAAGGGAGAUGAGAAACUAAUGACUGAAGUUAAAGAAAACGCAGAUCACCAAACAGAAGAAACACCUGUGUCUGUGUCUAACACCAAUGAGAAAGUUGUGGAGGAAUUGGCCCCUGGCACAGAAGUGAGCACAAAGAAGGAUGAAGACAAGGAGAAGGCAGAGAACCAGGAGGAACCAAUGGAAGUGGAGACUGCAGGGAAGACAGUACAGGAGACAUCUGAAACUUCAUCUAGUGUUCCACAAGACAAGAGUGAGGAGAAAGAAGAAGCAGCAAGCAAGGAAGAGGGCAAGAAGGAAGACACAAAACCAGCUCCCCCUGUAGACAUUGAGACCCGUAGGAAGAACCUGGUGGACCUGUGUGUCCAAGGACUUCACCUGUGUCUGCACAGAUUUCCUCAGCACUACAAGUCCAUCUACAGACUCUGCCACCUCUACUUCCACUCACCCUUCCACAAGAACUUGCCGUGGGGUCGUGACCUGAUCCUGGGUCCGAAGCAGGGCCACUGGAAGGAGCUGUCCCACAUGCCUGCCCACAGCCUGUUCCACGAGAGGAACAAGACCAACCUCUUCAACGGCAUCUGGCGCAUCCCCGUGGACGAGAUAGACCGGCCCGGCAGCUUCGCCUCACACAUGGGCCGGUGUGUCUCACUCCUGCUGGAGGUGCUACGGCAGCUCAACGAUAGCAACACACUGUUUCAGCUUGCCACCCAGCUUCAUCGUACCCCUGAUCAGGGCAAGAAGUACCUACGUGACGUGGAUCGCACCAUGCUCGCCAAGCAGGCCUACAAGUACUCCUUGGAGACUCUGCAGGACGUUGUCUUAAAGUGUUGUAGUACAGCGGAAGAAAUGGACAGCUCUCAACUGUUGAAACUUGUCCUGGACUGUUGGAAAGUCUUCCAGCAUGGACAGAGGACAGGCAGCAACAUGGAGGUGGAGAGUAACAUCCUCGCUGAUGCGUACACGCUCUACCGAGUGGACGACAUGGAGCCGGAACCAAGCCCGCUGGAACAGGCCAUCAGCUACUGUCAGAACUACCAGCAGAAGCAGCGGCUGCCGCAGACACCUACGCACGAGAAACGGGAGAGCAGUUCCACGCCCACCACACCCAGCAGCGGCGUACAGAUGGCACUGACGUUCUCUUCUCCCCCUGCCUCCACCCCUCCUGCCUCUGUUCACAUGGGGACACCCAAGACUGACGCCUCUCCAGUCAGCACUACAGGUCAGCUGCAGCGUAGCCAGCCUGCACCAAGCCAGGCCCAGUCUGCACCAACACAACAAGCGCAGCCUUCCCCCAAACCAGUCAGUAACCCCUCCCAGCCUCUGGCACCCUCCAGUAGCAGUGCCAGACCUCAACCCUCAGUUACAACAACAACAUCAUCAUCAUCACCAAAGAGCUUGCCAUGGCAACCUGCAGUCACCACAGCACAGGAGAGGAGGGAGAAUAAAGACCCUAUGGCUACCACCACACACACCCCUGAACCUUCCACUCCGCAGAAAUCAACAGCCUCACCAAUGGGUGUACCAACCAUCACUGUCACCCCUUCAGGAUCAUCCUCCUCCCUGUACAAAAGUGGAGCCUAUGAGAAAACCACGGAGGUAGCCCGGAGUUCUACCACCACGCAGCAGAGCUAUCCUAGUACCAGCUUUUACUCCAAGCCAGGGACCAGUGGGUUAACCAAGCACAGACCCAGGUCAGGGUCCAUCUCUGAGGAGACCAAACAGAGACUGAAGACAGCGAUCCUAACCCAGCAGUCAGCAGCUAACGUUCACCACACGCCGCUCCCAGAGACAGACUCUCAGAGUGAUGUGGAGUACAUAGAGAUCGACAGCAGUCAGGAGGAGUCCUCUCAGGAUAGUAUAGUGUAGGCACAAAGACACUUACCGGUAAUGUCCAAUAUACAUGUACCGGUACAUGUAUAUAUAUUGUACCGAUCCUGUUGUGUUGUUUAGGACAUGUCUAACAACACAGUGACCUGUCUCUCUUACAUUACAAUGUAUGUCCUAUGUUCUAAUAAAGCAGACAC
This is a messenger RNA of Branchiostoma belcheri (Belcher's lancelet), 7307 nucleotides long. RefSeq names its product calcineurin-binding protein cabin-1-like. The coding region runs from base 187 to 7149 and encodes 2320 amino acids. The transcript is spliced from 27 exons. The record is from RefSeq and is a predicted model, not a curated record. Gene Ontology annotation, molecular function: nucleosome binding; protein binding. Gene Ontology annotation, biological process: chromatin organization. Gene Ontology annotation, cellular component: nucleus. Lineage: Eukaryota; Metazoa; Chordata; Leptocardii; Amphioxiformes; Branchiostomatidae.